AACCUAUUUAAAGGCCUUCCCUUCCUGUUGAUUUUUUUAUCAUCACCAUCCAAUUUAUUCAACUCAUUCAAUUUACUUCCAUCAACCUAUCAAUACAAUAUGCACUUCUCCAAGCUCGUCCCUGCUUCUUUCCUCGCAGCCUCCCUCCCAGCCGCCAUGGCCGAAUGGUGUCUCGCGGUCGGAUCGCACUUCGUGAAUGUAGGCGGCGGCCCAAGACCGAGCCCCGGAAGUACAUUCGACAGUCUCCAAAUCUACAAUGAAAAUGGAGACGAGAUCUACCUGGUCGAGACUCCAGAGUGGGGUACAGGUCUCUGCACUGAUCUGUAUACUGCGACUGCCGGAGCUAUGGGCAUGAAAGAUGAUUUCUCAUGGGGCGCUAGCUGCGCGGCUCCCGGCAAGAUUAAAGAAUGCCAUGGCGCUUCUGGAGCAGCUACUCAUAUUGAGGGCGAGGACCCCGACGACGUUGAUACUGAAUGGUAUGGUAUUGGAACUGGGUUCCAAAAUGCUUGUAUGGUUCAGUUUGAGUGUUUCCCUGCUUAAGGGUGAGGAGCGACUGCGACUUUGGGCUUGGGAUUUGAAGCCCUAGGAGAGGGGAAUUGGUCAUUAUUCCUUGGUUCGAAUUGUCAAUUAGAGAGUCCCAUGCAGCUAUUUUACCUAUCUAUAUUGUGCUAUAUGUUUUGAAGGGUUCUAAGCAUAUACAGCGAGGGUGAUGGUGGUGACAUAAACUAAGAGGUGCCAAU
Aspergillus glaucus CBS 516.65 is the source of this 740-nucleotide messenger RNA. RefSeq lists its product as uncharacterized. Lineage: Eukaryota; Fungi; Ascomycota; Eurotiomycetes; Eurotiales; Aspergillaceae. The transcript has 2 exons. The record is from RefSeq and is a predicted model, not a curated record. The coding region runs from base 100 to 540 and encodes 146 amino acids.